GGUCAGUCGUUCGUCCAGAUUGGGGUUUUCUUGUUGCUGAUCGUGUUUGUUUUUUUUUUUACCAAGGGGAUCCAAGGGACGAACAUGGCGGCGACGCAGGCGACGGCCGCCAGAAAAUUCCCAGAGGGUUUGCGCGUGCUUGCCGUCGACGAUAGCCCCGUUUGCCUCAUGCUCCUGGAGGCGUUGCUUCGCCGGUGCAAGUACCAACCGACGAUGACGAGGGACGCGGCGACAGCGCUACGGAUGCUCCGGGAGAGGCCGGGGGAUUUCGACCUGGUGAUUAGCGACGUGCACAUGCUGGACAUGGACGGCUUCAAGCUUCUCGAGCUCAUCGGCCUUGAGAUGGAUCUCCCCGUCAUCAUGCAAUCCGCAAAUGGGGAGCUUGAAACUAUGAUGAAGGGCGUGACCCAUGGGGCAUGUGACUACUUGGUGAAACCAGUGAGCCUCAAAGACAUCCAGAACAUAUGGCAACAUGUGUGGAGGAAGAGAAAGCUUGACAUAAGGAACCACAAUGGCGGUUACAACGACGGCGGUGAGCUGGUUGGCGCGACGCGGACCAAGAGGAAGUACACAAGGAAGAUGAGAAAUGAUGGAGAUAAUUAUGGUGAGAACAAAGAGAACAUGGAUUCAACUCUGAAGAGACAAAGGGUUGUCUGGACACCUGAGCUGCACCGGGACUUUGUCAUUGCCGUCCAUGAGCUUGGAGUUGAUCGUGCUGUUCCAAGGAAGAUAUUGCGGAUGAUGAAAGUGGACUACAUGACCAGAGAGAAUAUUGCAAGUCAUCUUCAGAAGUAUCGGUUAUACCUGAAAAGGAUCAGCACUCAAACAGGCAUGGAUCCUGAUCAAUUUCCUGAAAAAUGGAAGUAUAUGAAUGAACUGGAUGCUCUGAAAAAUUACUGUGAAAAUGGGAGAUACCGUCUAACCCCAGCCAUUGCCUCCUCAAGCUCGAGCAAUCCAUUUGCAAGGAUGAAUUCUGCAUCUGCAUUGGCAACAAAUGGCUUUCUGCCCACUCACUCAGUUCAGCUCAAGAACAGCCAGAGAAACAUGGCCAUGGGGACAGUUGGCCAUGGUGGAAGCCCGGGCAACAAUCCUGUGUUUCAGCCACUGCAGAACUCAUCAAAUGCAAGAAAGUGCUUCCCAUCUGGCCCAUCUGGGAGCUCAUUUGCAAACAUAUCAAAUGGCUUGGUGUUGGAUACAGACGAUUCUGGUAGCUCAUAUGCUGGCAUGUUCUGUAAGAGUAUGUGGGAGACAAGCAAUGGCUCUCCAUCUUGCCAUUCUGGCAACUCGUCUGCAAACAAGUCAAAUAAUGGGGUUUCGGCGCCUGCAAAUCAGUUUCAAGUACAGUCAAAGUUUGGGUUUUCAGCUCUUGCAAAUCAGUUUCCAGUGCAGUCAAAUUGUGGGUUUUCGGCGCCUGCAAAUCAGUAUCAAGUGCAGUCAAAUGGUGGGUUUUCGGUGCCUGCAAACCAGUUUCCAGUGCAGUCAAAUGGUGAGUUUUUGGCGCCAACAAAUCAGUUUCCAGUGCAGUACCCUGAAGUGAAUAAUCAGCCUUUGGUUCAGAUGAAUCAAUCUUCUACAAACCACUUCAGCACAAUUGGCAAUGAUUACCAAUUUCCGGACCUUGCAAACUGUAGCAAAUACUGGCAACCUACAGCACCAUCGAUGUUUCCUGAUCUUGGUCACAAUGAUGGGACAUCUUUCCGCCCGUCGCAGGCGAACAUCGCCAAUAUCAACCAGCUCUCAAGCUUUGCAGCCUCCAGUGGCCAGGAACCGAUGUUUGGAGAUGAACUACAUGGUCAAAUGUCACCAAUCAUGAGCACCAUAUCACUGUCAGAUUUCGAUGAUCAGAUGGGGUCAUUCAACAUAGGAAACGACACAAGCCCAGCAGAGAUGAUGCAUGACAACUUCUCACUUGGUAGUGACUCGAACAUCAGUUCUUCAACACCAACUGAUUCAAGCUUCGGUUCUACAUUUCCUGACUUUCAUCUCGACAGCCCUGAGAUGCCGGCUCAGAUGCUGAAUGGUGGGGAUGAAGAUGGCAUUCUUCUCCCUGUGCUCGAUGACACAGUUGAUCAGCAAGAUCUUUUUGAUCAACUAGAUGAAAACAAUGGUAGGGAAAAACUUGGUAGUGGCCGAUGUGUUAGGAAGGGUCCCUUUGAAUGUUUCUUUUAGAAGAGCAAUUGUAGGGAAAAACUUGGAAGAUUGGCUUGAAAUUGUUUCAAAGGUGGUGAGUGUCAAUUUGAAUGAUAAGCAAGACCAAUUCUUUUGCAAGAGCAAUAAAAAAGGGUUGUUUUA
This is a messenger RNA of Oryza sativa Japonica Group (Japanese rice), 2292 nucleotides long. Lineage: Eukaryota; Viridiplantae; Streptophyta; Magnoliopsida; Poales; Poaceae. The record is from RefSeq and is a predicted model, not a curated record.